This is a messenger RNA of Callithrix jacchus (white-tufted-ear marmoset), 668 nucleotides long. NCBI's taxonomy places the organism in Eukaryota, Metazoa, Chordata, Mammalia, Primates, Cebidae. The record is from RefSeq and is a predicted model, not a curated record.
AUGUUGGGCAAGUCACACUCUCUAGACCGCAGUGUCCUCAACUAUGAGAUGAAGUUGCAUAAGCUAGAGAAAGGGUGGAGCGAGGGUGCUGAAGGAGGAGUGGCCUGGUUGACGUGGAGAUCCCUGCGGAGGACGACAGCGAGGCCAGGAAGCCUCGACUACCAGCUAUCAUCUGGGGAAAUAGAAACCUCUUCUGUGUGUCUCUAUAGAGAGGGCUCCACCUACCACAGCCAAUUUCUUUCUUUCCUUUACCUUCACAGCAUUCUCUUCCGGUCUCUCAUCUCCAGAGGCGAGGCUGACCCCUCUCCUUUGACCUUCGAAACUCUGAUCCAGGAUGGCAUUUCUUUCCCCGCCUCCACCAUCGGCGACACAAAGGACAAAGCAGAGACAAGUGCUUGUGAAUACUGGGGUUCCAGACCAGGGAGGACCUUGUCACCAUCACCAGGCGCUGUGGCUGCGGCCCUUGCAGAGCAGACCCACAGGAUGAGGAUGUCCCCGGGCACGAGGGGAAAAUGGUCAGGAACCAGCUCCCUCCCCCAGUGCCUGCCAAGCCCCGCAGAACUUGGGCUCCACCUUGAGCAUGGGGGACCGGCCCAUCCUUACUGAGGUGCUGCUUUCACCAGAGAAUGGAAUGAGGUCAGAAAUAAAGUUCCAUGUCACUUCUCGGA